GGAAACAGCGGCAGCAUGGGCCGCCUAUUGACCGGCACAAGGCCUAUGUCACUCCAUACCCUGCAGCCGUACGUCAGCCUAAUCCUACCGGAGGACGCCAGGAAUCGAGUCACCUGGAAGAACCCUUUCAUCGUCAUCCUCGUCUUCGCCCCCCGCCUCCCGGAUUGGCGCGGGGUAGGGAUCCGUUUGGGCUUUGAUUGGUUUCCUUUGCUGGUUUGGCUCUGGUUGAUUUCACUAUUCAAGAAGCAGGAAAGAAUGAACUACUUCCAAGCUACGAUGUGCAAGCCUCAUGGUGGGCUCAUUGUGAACAGGCCUAUAGCAGGUCUUGGGAGCACUAGUCAGUAUCCUUUGCGUUCGCAUGCUCUCGGAUUUCACAAGCUGCAACAGAAAGUGUACCCAAGACUAAUUCUCGUUGCUGCUAGCCACAAAAGGCUUUCUCCCAUUUGCGCCUCAAGCGAAAGGGGAAAUCCUGACAGUGCUGAUGAUCCUUUAAUGGAAUCUUUGAAGAAAGCUAUGGCUGAUGCAAAAAAGCCGCGGCCCAUACAAGACUUGCUGAAAGAACAGAUAGCUAAGCUUAGGGAACAAGGGUCUGGUGGAGACGGAGGGAAUAGAAAUCGUGGUGGAGGCAAUGGUGGUUCUGGUGGCCCAGAAGAUGAAUCGUUCAACGAAACAUUGGAUGAAAUAGUCCAAGUUAUCUUAGCCACUGUUGCUUUCAUACUUAUGUACAUCCAUAUAAUCAGAGGGGAGGAGCUGUACCGUCUUGCUAGGGACUACACCAGAUAUCUUGUCACCGGUAAGAGGACUGCCCGACUGAAGCGCUCAAUGCAAAAAUGGCGCACCUUCUCUCAGAGCUUCAUGCAAAAGGAAAGCUCAGAAGAAGAUCGGUAUGAGAGACCAGUUGCAUCAAAACCUACAUGGUGGCAACAGCCGCAAAAGUUUGUUCAUCUUAUGGAGGAACUUUGCAGGGGAAAUUGGCGCCCACAUGCCCAGGAGUCUUAGUUUCCAGCAUCCUUUUUUGACACCUUGCAGAAUUUGCAGAAUAGGGAUGUGGGAAUACUAGAUGGCCUCUGUCGCCUGGAGCAGUGGAUUUUUUUGGUUCUUUGACGCUUAUGUUGUCUCUGGUUUGUUAAGUAUCAAGGAAGUGAGUGAAUUCUUGGCAAUUUUGUAGUUGUUGAGACCGCGUAUUUGAGACCUUAAACUGCCAAUCAGGCGUUGGUGAUACCUGGUGCUUUGUUUUGCGUCUGAUCGAUCAAAACUGUAAUGUUCAUGUGUAUGUAGCUAAAAUGUAAGCCUUUGCAUGGGAAUUUGAUGGACAUUAGUCUUUA
This is a messenger RNA of Phragmites australis (common reed), 1325 nucleotides long. RefSeq lists its product as uncharacterized. Lineage: Eukaryota; Viridiplantae; Streptophyta; Magnoliopsida; Poales; Poaceae. The transcript has 4 exons. The record is from RefSeq and is a predicted model, not a curated record. The coding region runs from base 16 to 999 and encodes 327 amino acids. Gene Ontology annotation, cellular component: chloroplast.